This is a messenger RNA of Dicentrarchus labrax (European seabass), 4366 nucleotides long. RefSeq names its product CEA cell adhesion molecule 1 (gene ceacam1). The record is from RefSeq and is a predicted model, not a curated record. The transcript has 15 exons. The coding region runs from base 165 to 3785 and encodes 1206 amino acids. NCBI's taxonomy places the organism in Eukaryota, Metazoa, Chordata, Actinopteri, Moronidae.
AGCAUUUACAUAAUGAGAAGAGAACGCUGGACUGAUGUAGUGCAAAUAUUUGCUGAUCAGAAAGCCGCUGUGAACAUAUAAUAUCACCAGAUUGAAUUUAUCACGGACAGAGUCAAGUCCAUUUAGCUGAGCAUUUCCAAGCAAAAAGAAACUCAAGAAGUAGAAUGGAGUGUCCAGUGUUGUUUUACUUCCUCCUGGCCACGAUAUCCUUUGAAACAACUACUGCAAUUAGCCAAAAUAUAUAUGCCUCUGAGAACCCCUUGCCAGUGGGCAGCAAUGUAACACUUUUCAGCCGGAUCAAUGUUACUACAGGAGCAUGGAUGUUCAACAGCAAUAUCAUUGUGAUGAUAUUCCCAGGAGAUAGAAUCAUAGAUGACACUUGGAGGGAGAGGGUUAUAUUCAAUUCAACCACUUCAUCAUUGACUAUAAGGUCACUACAAGUGGAAGACUCUGGAUUGUACACUUUACAGGCAUUGAAUUUCUUUCGUUCUGAGUUAACACUGUCAGUCCAAGUGCCUAUUUCAAAUGUAACUCUGAGGGCAAACGCAACCAACCUGGUGGAGUUCAAUGAUACAGCAGUUCUCAUGUGCACUGUGGCCAACGGGUCUUCCCUGUCUUAUGUUUGGCUGAAGGGCAACACUGUGGUCACAGCCAGUGGGGGAGUACAGUUCAGUGAUGGAGGCGCCACUCUCAUUAUUGUAAGAGUGACUCGCUAUGACGAGGGGCCUUUCAGGUGCAAUGUAUCCAAUGGAAUCAGCCAAGAAAUCAGUCUCCCUGUACAUCUGAACAUCAGCUAUGGCCCGAGUAACACAACAAUGAUGAUCAUGCCCAUGAAGUACAUCUACAAAACAGGAUCUAAUAUCCUACUGUCAUGCUCAGCGGAGUCCAGCCCUGCGGCGAUCAUCCGGUGGAUGGUUAAUGGGGUGUACCUAAAUGAUUUUUCCCCACAGCUUCAACUAGAAAUGGUUACAGAGAGCCACUCAGGAAAUUACCAAUGCUUAUUUUACAACACAGCCACGUCCAGGUUUACCAGUGCAAGUGCAAUGAUCAGGAUUUUGGCACCAAUAGCAGCAGUUGUGGUAAAUCAUACAGGUGGACGAGCACUACUUAAUGAGCCGUUCACUAUGUAUUGUGAAGUGAAUGGAUCUGUUGACAAUAUUCAGUGGUGGAAGAACGGUCAACUUAUUUCCGCUGACAACACAACAGUAUUUGACACGGGCAACACAACACUGACUCUCAACCCAGUCCAACAUUCAGAUAAUGGAAAUUAUCAGUGUCAAGCUUUUAAUUAUGUGAGCAACAUGACCAGCAGCCCCUACACAGUUAAAGUAAACUAUGGCCCAAUGAAACCAGUAAUCAUAGGGCCAUCCAUGGCUCUGGCAGGAACAUGGGUGAUCCUCAACUGCUCAAGCGCCUCUUAUCCUCCAAGCCUCAUCAGCUGGUACUUCAACAAUUCCCUUGUGGCUACCACCUCAAAGUUAGAGAUUGGACCUCUGACCUUAAAUAUGAGCGGGAAGUAUGCCUGCAUGGCAUUCAACAAAAUCACCGGCAAAAACAGCACUGCCUCUGUGAUGCUGACUGUAUUAGCUCCAGUGACCAUGGUAUCAAUAAAAAUGAUCGGACCUCUGCCAAUCCAGAACCACACUUUCACUCUAAUCUGUGAGACAGCUGGAAGUGUCGAGUCAAUUAUCUGGAUGUAUAAUUGGUCCCAACUGUAUCCUGACAACACAAGAAAUUUCACAAUGAACAACACCAUCCUUACCUUUGAUCCUGUCAUGGCCUCUGACAAUGGGAACUAUCAAUGUGUAGCGUCCAACCCACUCAACAGCUCAACCAGUGAAAUCUUCACACUGGAGGUUAUUUAUGGACCAGAGAAGCCAACUAUCAUGGGACCAAACAUGGCAUUGACAGGAGACAACGUCACACUCAACUGCUACGCUUCAUCAAACCCUAUCAGCAUCUACAAAUGGUUCUUCAAUGAUUCUAUAGUGGCCAAUACGUCUGAGUAUGUCACACCUCCCCUUACCAGAGAUAUGAGUGGGAUGUACACCUGCAUGGCCUACAACAACAUCACUGGCAAAAACAGCACUGCGUACACGAUGCUCACUGUUUUAGCUCCAGUGACCAUGGCAUCAAUAGAAAUUGUCGGACCUCUGCCAAUCCAGAACCACACUUUCACUCUAAUCUGUGAGACAACUGGAAGUGUUGAGUCAAUUAUCUGGAUGUAUUAUUGGUCCCCACUGUAUCCUGACAACACAAGAAAUUUCUCAAUGGACAACACCAUCCUUACCUUUGAUCCUGUCAUGGCCUCUGACAAUGGGAACUAUCGAUGUGUAGCAUCCAACCCACUCAGCAGCUCAACCAGUGAAAUCUUUACACUGCAGGUUUUUUAUGGACCAGAGAAGCCAACUAUCAUGGGACCAAACAUGGCAAUGACAGGAGACAACGUCACACUGAGCUGCUACGCUUCAUCAAACCCUGUCAGCAUCUACAAAUGGUUCUUCAAUGAUUCUAUAGUGGCCAAUACGUCUGAGUAUGUCACACUUCCCCUUACCAGAGAUUUGAGUGGGAUGUACACCUGCAUGGCCUACAACAACAUCACUGGCAAAAACAGCACAGCGUACACGAUGCUGACUGUUAUUGAUCCAAUAAUGGUACAUGUGGAGGCACCAAUGAAUCCUCCCAUAGAAGGUCAUUUUUAUAAUUUAACAUGCAAUGUGACUGGACCUACUGAGCAUAUUUACUGGUUGAAAAAUUAUGAGCCACUGCAUGAAAACGACAGAACUGUCUUCUACAUGAACAACAAGACAGUCACCUUCAAUCCACUAGAACAAACUGAUACUGGAAACUACCAGUGUAUGUCAAUUAAUACUGUUUGGAGCAUCACCAGCCCUCCUUUCAAACUUCUUGUGAACUUUGGACCAGAAACACCCAUCAUUGAUGGGCCAGCUUUUGCUGAGACAGGACAUACUGCAAAGUUCAGCUGUUCUGCUAAGUCAGUGCCUCCCAGCCAGUACCACUGGUUCUUCAAUGACUCCACAGUGGCCAAUACUUCAGUGUUUACAACUGGCCUUUUGUCUUUCAAUAUGAGUGGGGAAUACACCUGUAUGGCCUCCAAUUAUGUGACAGAAAAUGUCAGCAUAAGCGUCAAGAUGCUCACAGUCAUUGAGGCUAUAGAGUCAGUGAUGAUCAGAAAUAACACAGUUCCAAUAAACUCUGAAAACUUCACUCUCACCUGUGAAGUCAAUGGGCCCUAUGAUAAGAUCUACUGGAUGAAGGACAACAUGUACCUCAACACUUCCACAGCUAAAGCAAACAUGUCCUACGAAAUUGAAAACAACACGCUGCACUUCACUCCAGUGACAAUGUACAAUGAUGGGAUAUAUCAGUGUGUCGCUACCAAUCAGGCUGGUCCACAUGCAAGCCCCCAAUAUGUGCUCCUGGUGAACUAUGGCCCUCUGAGUGUACAUAUCCUGGGUCCAGAUUCAGCAAAGGUUGGCUCUUCUGUGUCCCUGACAUGCUCUGCUGCCUCUCAGCCAGAUUGUGACUUCGACUGGUUCUUAAACAGUCAGCCAUCAGCUAUAAAGACUGGCUCUGUUAUCACUUUCCCUGCAACAAAAGAAAAUGAGGGCAACUAUACAUGUAAAGCGAAGAACCCUGUGACCAAUAUCACAAUGUACGAGAUAAAAGCCUUUACUGUCGAUCAUGCCUCAACCUUCCACAUCCCAUCCAACAUGAUGUUGAUGGUUCUGGUUGCUUUGUCUGUCACUGCGCUGUUCAACUGAGUUCCUCCUGCUGUCUAGUCUGACUGAAAGGCCUCUUGCUCCCUCUACAGGCAAAGGUUUUGUGGGUUUUGCUGGAAAGGCAAGGAAUAAUGUAAAAGUGUGACAGACAUAGUCAAGUUAUAGUUUGUUGUUUUAUAUUUCCUUGUAAUUGACUUAUAUUCAUUAAAAUACAAUAUAGAAUAGUGAAAUUUACGCUGACAGUGAAAGGGCAAUUAUUAUUAUUAUUUGAUUGCAUUUUUUAUUUUAAAUGUUAUCAUUAUUUGCAAGUAAAAGUAGCUGUGUUGGUGUUAUUGUGGUGGUGGUUGUUGUUUUUGCGAUUAAUAAAAAUACUUACACACUUGCAAACACAUACACUUGCACUGUUUAACAAGGGGAAACAAUUUAAAUCAUAAUUCUUUGAAAUACCUCCAUAUUCUUUUGGUAUAAAUUGCCAUUCUUAAUUCUAAGUACCUGCGUUUUUUUCUUUUCUGUGUGAUAACAUUGUAAGUACAAUAAAGUAAAUGUAAGUCUUGUUUUGAUUUAUUGUAUUGUUGUUUAUUAAUCAGUAAACAAUAAACACAAUCGAGUUUGUGGUUACUUUA